AUGAAUCCCCAUUACUGGGCCAGUUCACAGAAACGGGCAGAGGAAGCUCCAGAGGACAGGCAGCGUCCAGCUUCCUCUCCCAGACGCUUCCUGCUGCUCACCGCUGUGGGUGCUCACUGGGAAGCGAAGGUCACAGUGACAGAAGUGAGCCAAGGCAGAGCUGUUAGCUCACUGGGAGGUCAGAGAAAAGGGGGCCCUGGAGACAGGAUCGGGGUUGAUCAUUUUGGAUUUAAGACUGAUAAAACUUUUAAACAGCGUUACCUAAUAGCUGCUCAGCAGUGGCAGAAAGGGGGCAGGUCCAUACUUUUCUACACUGGUAAUGAAGGGGACAUGAUCUGGUUUUGCAACAAUACGGGGUUCAUGUGGGAUGUGGCUGAGGAAAUGAAAGCUUUGUUGGUGUUUGCUGAACACAGAUACUGUGGAAAGUCACUACCUUUUGGUGCCAACACACCCAAAGAUUCCAGGCACUUGAAUUUUCUGACUUCAGAACAAGCUCUGGCUGAUUUUGGAGAGUUAAUCAAACACUUGAAAAGGACAAUCCUGGGAGCUGCAAAUCAACCUGUCAUUGCCCUGGGGGGCUCUUACGGUGGCAUGCUUGCAGCCUGGUUCAGGAUGAAAUAUCCUCACGUGGUUGUUGGAGUCUUAGGUAUGGCCCCAGUUUAUCAGCUCUGUGGGGGACACAAGGCUUUUCAGGAAAUCAUUACUUUUACUUUCUCUGGUGGUGUUCAUGGGCUCAAGGGGCAGAACUUAAAUAUUUGGGUGCAGAGCUGCUGUAUGACCUUGGACAAGUUAUUCAACUUCUUUGUGCCUUAUUUUUCACUAGAUUCUUCUGGUUUGCUUUCUCAGGCCUGCACAGAAAUGGUUAUGCCCUUUUGUACAAAAGGGAUUGAUGACAUGUUUGAACCUCACUUAUGGGACUUGAAGGAAUUUUCAGAUGAUUGUUUUAAACAGUGGGGUGUGAAACCAAGGCCCUCCUGGAUCACUACUAUGUAUGGAGGCAAAAACAUCGGUUCCCAUACGAAUAUCAUUUUCAGCAAUGGUGACCUAGACCCCUGGUCAGGAGGUGGAGUAACCAAGAACAUCACAGACACCUUGGUUGCCAUCACUAUCCCAGAAGGGGCCCAUCACCUAGAUCUUCGAGCCAACAAUGCCUUUGAUCCCGAGACUCUGCUAUUAGCCCGCUCCUUGGAAGUUAAAUACCUGAAGCAGUGGAUCAGAGAUUUCUAUGCCAGUCUGAGAAAGACACUCUGAGAAACUUUUGACCAUUUUCAGUUUCUUCUUUUACGUUCAUUCCACUCACAUUCCCAUUCACUUUGGUUUUCUACACAAAAUUACUUUCCCUUGUUUAUCAUUGGAUUUGCCAGGGCAAAGGCUGAGACAGAAGAGAGGGUGAUGGUGGUGACAGCAGCCACCCCACACCCCAGGUCCUUGCCUUCUUUGACCACUUCCAGAAAGAAUCUCUUUGUGGCAGCUUUCUCUCC
Artibeus jamaicensis (Jamaican fruit-eating bat) is the source of this 1481-nucleotide messenger RNA. Its product is annotated as lysosomal Pro-X carboxypeptidase-like. The transcript is spliced from 9 exons. Lineage: Eukaryota; Metazoa; Chordata; Mammalia; Chiroptera; Phyllostomidae. The record is from RefSeq and is a predicted model, not a curated record. Gene Ontology annotation, molecular function: serine-type exopeptidase activity; dipeptidyl-peptidase activity. The coding region runs from base 1 to 1251 and encodes 416 amino acids. Gene Ontology annotation, biological process: regulation of blood vessel endothelial cell migration; negative regulation of systemic arterial blood pressure; proteolysis.